Molecule: messenger RNA, 1839 nt
Organism: Coniosporium apollinis CBS 100218
Lineage: Eukaryota; Fungi; Ascomycota; Dothideomycetes
Exons: 3
Coding region: 1-1839 (612 amino acids)
Biological process (GO): protein folding in endoplasmic reticulum
Cellular component (GO): endoplasmic reticulum; endoplasmic reticulum membrane
Molecular function (GO): protein-disulfide reductase activity; FAD binding; thiol oxidase activity
Source: RefSeq, a predicted model, not a curated record
AUGCGGAGAGUGUCGCAGCUAUUCUACCUAGCGGUCUUCUCGCUGCUAGGUAGCUCACAAUGCUCUUCACAACUACAUACAAAAGAGCCCACGAAGUCUGCAGACCCGCCUCCCAAUGUCUGCGCAUUUGAGCCUGGUGCCAUUGUAUCAGAUGCCUGCGCCUCAUAUUCCCAAGUCGAGGAUCUGAACGAGUCCCUUCGCCCAUUCGUGCACGACAUCACACAAAACACCGACUUCUUCUCCUACUACCGCCUCAACCUCUACAACAAAAAAUGCCCCUUUUGGUCCGACGAAAACGGGAUAUGCGGGAACAGAGCUUGCGCUGUAAACACCCUAGACAACGAGGAGGACAUACCGCUCGUGUGGCGCGCCGAAGAGCUAGGCAAGCUCGAAGGGCCUAAGGCGCACCACCCGGGUAAGAGGCUGCAAGAAGAGCGCAAGGCGCGGCCGCUACAAGGCGAAUUAGGGGAGGAUGUGGGCGAGAGCUGCGUAGUGGAGUACGACGAUGAGUGCGAUGAGCGCGACUACUGCGUUCCGGAGGACGAGAGUGCCACAGCAAAAGGCGACUAUGUCAGUCUGGUUGACAACCCGGAGCGCUUCACCGGCUAUACAGGCGAAGGGGCACACCAAGUAUGGGAGGCGAUCUACCGCGAGAACUGUUUCUCGACGCCCCAUCUGAACGCCAAGCCGCUCUCCGCACCGCCAUCCUCGCCCUUCGGCGGCUUCACUGGCGCGCAGGCGCAGGCGGCGAUGGAUCUCCGUCACGUCAUGAAAGAGCAGCAAGAGAAACAGGGUGUCAAGAAGGCCAUCGCCCAGGGCUCCGCGCCCGCUCACCCAAUCUCCGAUCUAGAGUUCGAAGACGAAUGCCUCGAGAAGCGCGUCUUCUACCGGGUCAUCAGCGGGAUGCACGCCUCCAUCAGCACGCACCUGUGCUGGGAGUGGCUAAACCAAACAACCGGCGAGUGGCAGCCGAACCUCUCCUGCUACGAAAACCGGCUCCACAACCAUCCCGAGCGGAUCUCGAACCUGUACUUCAACUACGCGCUCGUCCUCCGCGCCGUCGGGAAGCUGAAACAGCACGUCCAGUCCUACUCCUUCUGCAGCUCCGACCCGAUCCAGGACCGCGAGACCAAACGCCGCGUCCUCGCCCUCGCGGCCGCCAUCCCGCCCGGCGAGCAGAUCUUCGACGAGAGCGUCAUGUUCCGCGACCCGGACGCGCUGACGCUGAAGGAGGACUUCCGCAACCGCUUCCGCAACGUCAGCCGCAUCAUGGACUGUGUGGGGUGCGACAAGUGCCGGCUGUGGGGCAAGCUGCAGACCGCGGGCUACGGCACUGCGCUGAAGGUGCUGUUCGAGUUUAACGAGACGGAUGCGAGCAGCGAUCCGCCGCUGAGGAGGACGGAGCUGGUUGCGCUGGUCAACACGCUGGAUCGGAUCAGUCACUCGAUUAGCGUUAUCCAGAAGUUUAGGGCCAUGGUUGAGCAGAGGGAGGCGGGUAAGGUUGCGGCUGCGCAUGGUGCUGCCGGUGGCAAGGUAAGGGGGACUGCGGAGGUGAGGGGGAAGAAGGCAGAGCGCGGUGUUGCAGAGGACGACGGCUACCCCGAAGCUCCCAAGCAGCGAAGACAAAUCCAUGAACAGACCCUCAGCGAGGCGUUCUGGGACGAGUGGUACAGGGUCUGGCGGACCUUUGCCUAUGUGAUCAGGAGCUGGUUCAACAUCCCCGGCAAGGUACUUGAGAUCUUGCUCGAGGAAACUAACAGGCUGUACAGCUUCUGGCUUGGUCUGCCGGUCGGACCGAGGAAGUGGGAGAUUAGGCUGCCGAGCAGGGAUGAGAUUUGA